GAAAAACAAAGAUGGAAGGCUGCUCGGUUUUUAAGAUUGAAGAAACCAGCAUUAAAGAAAUCCAUCAAGCAUUUGCUCAAGGCAAACUCACCGCAAGAGAACUAGUCGACUUUUACCUUCACCAAAUUGAAACCCUAAAUCCGCUGCUUCGCGGGAUUAUCGAGGUGAACCCGGAGGCCCAAAAUCUAGCUGAUGAGGCUGACAGACACAGAGUUAACAGUACUGAAACUGGAAGUUUUUUAGGGGAGUUACAUGGAAUCCCUGUACUUCUUAAGGAUACAUUUGGGACGAAGGAUAAGUUGAAUACUACUGCGGGUUCAUAUGCUCUGCUGGGAUCUCAAGUGCCGCGAGAUGCUGGAGUGGUGGAGAAAUUGAGAAAUGCAGGUGCUAUUAUUUUGGGAAAAGCAAGUAUGAGUGAAUGGUACAAGUUUCGUUCUCUCAGUGGAGUUCCUAAUGGAUGGUGUGCUCGAUCUGGACAAGGAGUGAAUCCUUAUUGCCCGUCUGGAUCACCAUGUGGAUCAAGUAGUGGCUGUGCAAUAUCGGUUGCUGCAAAUAUGGCAGCAGUCUCUCUUGGGACUGAAACUCACUGCUCCAUCAUCUGUCCAGCGGAUCAUAAUUCAGUUGUAGGGCUGAAACCUACUGUUGGGCUCACAAGUCGGGCUGGGAUCAUACCAAUGACGCCCCUCUGGGACACUGUUGGGCCUAUAUGCAGGAAUGUUACAGAUGCAGUUUACAUGCUUGAUGUAAUUGUUGGAUCAGAUCCAAGAGAUGAAGUCACCGCGGAAGCAGCUAAAUAUAUUCCUGAGGAUGGCUACAAACAGUUUCUCAUGGAAGAUGGUUUAAAAGGGAAGCGAAUAGGCAUUGUUAAACAUCCAUUUGUGGAAAUGAUACAUGGAGCUAUCGAAAAAUCAGCUUUUGAGCAUCACCUAGAUUUGUUAAGACAAGAAGGAGCAAUUCUGGUAGACAAACUGAGCAUACUACAUAUUGAAGAGAUCAUGGAUUCAAAUCACAGCGGUGAAGCGUUGGUGAUGAUGGUUGAAUUCAAGAGCUCGAUCAAUGCUUACCUGAAAGAGCUGAUCACUUCUCCUGUCAGGUCAUUGGCCGACAUUAUUGCUUUUAACGAACGCAACUCUGAGUUGGAAAAACUUGCUGAGUUUGACCAACAUACUUUUAUAGAAGCUGAGGAGAGAGACGGAUAUGGAGAAGAAGAGAAGAAAGUUGUGGAUAAGUUGAAGAACUUUUCACAAAAUGGAUUCGAGAAAAUGAUGAAGGAUCACAAGCUUGAUGCAAUGGUCGUGCCUGGUUCACGUGCCUCUCCUGUUUUUGCAAUAGGUGGCUACCCAGCAAUAACUGUUCCAGCCGGGUAUGAAAGUGAUGGCAUGCCAUUUGGCAUCUGUUUUGGAGGUUUGAAGGGUACUGAACCAAAGCUGAUUGAAAUUGCAUAUGCCUUUGAACAAUCUAGCAAAGUUCGACGACCUCCUUCUGUAAUUUAAUAUUGCUUUAGUCUGAAGAUUGAGUAUAUUUGGAAUGAAGAAAUCAAAAGAACGUUGCUUGCUGCUGAAUGUGGAGCUAUUCGUGCAAUGUUGAAUUAACGGAAUAGAAUGCUUUUAUUUUACAGCACAAUGCUAAAUCUCUUAGUUUUAGUCUAAACAGUUUCUUCAAGUUUGACCAUUUGAGCUAAAUUGUUUCCUUCCUUUUAUUCCCCCAAUUUUAGAUACAUUAUUUUUCACUUAA
This is a messenger RNA of Solanum pennellii, 1734 nucleotides long. Its product is annotated as probable amidase At4g34880. The record is from RefSeq and is a predicted model, not a curated record. Lineage: Eukaryota; Viridiplantae; Streptophyta; Magnoliopsida; Solanales; Solanaceae. The transcript is spliced from 5 exons. The coding region runs from base 12 to 1493 and encodes 493 amino acids.